CGAGCUGGACUAAAAGAUGACAGUGGUGAUGGUGAUGAGGAUGAUGAGGAUGAUGUUUAUGCUGCUAAUGCCGCUGUUAAUAGUAAUGGCGUUGAGAUUGAGGCGAGGAGGGUGAUCCGGAGGAAGAAAAGCCAAUUCUACAAUCUUCACCUGGACACACAUCCUACUGCCCGACUGUGA
Protopolystoma xenopodis is the source of this 180-nucleotide messenger RNA. The record is from the annotation of a GenBank genome assembly. NCBI's taxonomy places the organism in Eukaryota, Metazoa, Platyhelminthes, Monogenea, Polystomatidea, Polystomatidae.